AUGUGGCGUGGCUUGGAGCAGGAACGUCAGGGAACCAGAGUCAAGACAGAUGCAGCCGACGAUGUGUCUCGGUUGCGUCCUCGCAUUGAGAGGGACGUCACCGUUGAGAUCUGGACAAUGCGCGACAAAAAGGCACAGCCAGUUGGCUUGAUGAUUUUAUGA
Molecule: messenger RNA, 162 nt
Organism: Penicillium arizonense
Lineage: Eukaryota; Fungi; Ascomycota; Eurotiomycetes; Eurotiales; Aspergillaceae
Exons: 2
Coding region: 1-162 (53 amino acids)
Source: RefSeq, a predicted model, not a curated record